AUGGAUAAUGAUAGGAGUUGGAUGCAUAUUCAAGGGUUGAGCAAUCGGCUACAACCAACUUACCGAAAUGGUGUUAAAAGUUUUCUCGAAUUUGCUUUCAAGGACACAAUCCCUAAUACUGGGGCUAAGAAAAGGUGUCCUUGUUUGAAGUGUCGAAAUUAUAUCGACCAUGAUAGAGAGACAAUGCGUGCCCAUCUUUUCCGAGUAGGAAUAGAGCCUGACUACAAUCCUUGGAUAUUCCAUGGAGAAGAACAAUCCCUAGACAUGGGAAACAUGAAAAUGUCCGAGGAGGAAGGCGAUUGGUUUGAUGAUGAAGAUCCUCUCGUAUCAGAGGAGAUGGCAGCUUUGGUGCAUGAUGCCACAAAUGUAGUGCCCGAGAAUUUGAAUGAGGAAGAAGAAGAGGAUCGUGCUGAGAUUCCUGAUAAAUUUCAUAGGUUGAUGAAAGAUGCAGAAGAAGAAUUAUUCUCGGGUUGUAAAACCUUUUCAAGGUUGGAGUUCAUCGUAACUCUCUUACAUAUUAAGGUUAGUGGACAUUGGCCUGAGAAGUCAUUUAGUCUGCUCCUUAAUGCAUUACAAAAGGCCUUCAAUUAUGAUCCAAAAUUUCCAAAGAGCUCCCGUGAAGCCCAGAAGUACACAAAAGAUCUUGGGUUGAAUUAUGUGAAGAUCCAUGCUUGUGUGAAUCAUUGCAUUCUUUAUAGAAAGGAGUAUGAAAAUGCCGAUUCAUGCCCUAUUUGUGAGGAGUCCAGAUGGAAAGAAGGCAGUGGUGAAUUUGAUGAUAGUGUCACAUUUUCGGAAUCUCAAGGGACCUCACAACGGCUUCCUAGAAUACCUCGUCUAGUUCUUCGCCAUUUUCCUUUAGUGCCUAGGCUUCAAAGGCUUUUUAUGUCUUCAAAAAUUGCUAAGCAUAUGAGAUGGCAUAAGGAUAGGAAAAGAGUUGAUAAGGACAUAUUAAGGCAUCCAUCUGAUUCAAAGGCAUGGGAGAAGCUUGAUGAUUCAUUUCCUGAUUUUGCAGCCGAUCCACGUAAUGUGAGAUUAGGUCUUUCAACUGAUGGUUUCAAUCCUGGUGCACAUUUAGGCACUAAGUACAGCAUAUGGCCAGUCUUUCUAGUGCCAUAUAAUCUCCCACCAUGGAUGUGUAUGGCAAGUCCAUACAUCAUGCUAUCACUCUUAAUUCCUGGUCCAAAGUCCCCUGGAAAUGAUAUAGAUGUGUUCUUGGAGCCGUUGAUUGAUGAGCUUCAAGAGUUGUGGGAAGUUGGGGUGAAAACUUAUGAUUCACAUAGUCGCCAAAAUUUUAAUAUGAAGGCAGCGCUAUUGUGGACUAUGAGUGAUUUUCCGGCAUAUGGAAAUCUGUCUGGUUGGAGUACUUGUGGUAAACUUGCUUGCCCAUCAUGUCAUAAGAAUACUUGGCACAAGCGGUUAAAGUAUGGAUCGAAGGAAUGCUUUAAAGGUACUCGUAUGUUCUUGGAACCCGAUCAUAGGUGGAGAAAUGACAAGAAAUCUUUUGAUGGGGAAAAGGAGAGACGACCACCUCCGAUUCCUUUGUCAGGGGAUGAGAUAUUAGAGGCAUUUGAUGGUGUCCCCAAUGUGAUUUUUGGGAAGAAGCGAAAGAGAAUUGAUAGAUACUUGUUUGACCAAUGGAAGAAGUUGAGCAUCUUCUUUAGACUUCCUUAUUGGAGUAAGCUUUUGAUAAGACACAACUUAGAUGUCAUGCAUAUUGAAAAGAACAUUUGUGACAGUAUAUUAGGAACAAUACUUGACAUUCCUAAUAAGACAAAAGACACCUUGAAAGCUCGAAAGGAUUUGAAGGAGAUGAAUGUGCAUCAUAAUUUAAUUCCUAUUAAGAUAGGUGAUAAAUAUGCCAUCCCUAGAGCACCAUAUCAGUUGACAUUUAUAGAGAGGCGUAAAGUUUUGGAGUUCUUGUCCAAGGUUAAAGUGCCAGAUGGUUACUCUUCUAACAUAGCUCGAUGUGCAAGUAUGGAAGAUGGAAAAAUCUCAAACAUGAAAAGCCAUGAUUGUCAUGUGUUCUUGCAAGAUUUGCUUAAGCCGGCAUUUCAAGGCAUCUUACCUAAGGAGGUGCUAGAACCUUUGGUUGAGCUAAGCUUAUUUUUUAAGCAAUUGUGUUCUAAAACUCUAAAAAUUGAUGUGUUGGAGAAGAUGGAAAAGAGUAUUGCAGUUACUCUUUGCAAGCUUGAAAAGGUAUUUGUUCCGGCUUUCUUUGAUAUUAUGGUCCACCUUCCAAUCCAUUUGGCCGGUGAGGCUAAGAUAGCUGGCCCAGUGCAAUAUCGUUGGCAAUAUCGGUUUGAAAGGGAAAUGCACACGAUGAAACCUACUGUGAGUAACAAAGCACAACCAGAAGGCCCGAUAGCUAAUGCACGCAUAAUGGAAGAAUGUCUUGCCUUUAUAUCAAGAUAUCUAAAUGGGAUUGAGACUAAGUUGACAGCUGAUCGAGUUGCAGCAGUUUUUGUAACUUUUUGUUGUCAAAUUAAGUACACAAGAAAAUGUUGUGAACUUUACUUGUGCAUAUGA
Spinacia oleracea (spinach) is the source of this 2526-nucleotide messenger RNA. RefSeq lists its product as uncharacterized. Lineage: Eukaryota; Viridiplantae; Streptophyta; Magnoliopsida; Caryophyllales; Amaranthaceae. The coding region runs from base 1 to 2526 and encodes 841 amino acids. The record is from RefSeq and is a predicted model, not a curated record. The transcript has 2 exons.